This is a messenger RNA of Podarcis muralis (Common wall lizard), 1765 nucleotides long. NCBI's taxonomy places the organism in Eukaryota, Metazoa, Chordata, Lepidosauria, Squamata, Lacertidae. The record is from RefSeq and is a predicted model, not a curated record.
CUUCCUGUCUGCUAUUUCCCGUCUGUAAACAGUUCUGGGAAGACAGGAUCCAGAGACGAGUUUGCAUAAAAGGAGGAAAGGCAGACCAGCUUGAGUGCCGAGAAAUGAAGUGGCUGGGGAGAAGUUAUCUGGAGCUGAGUGCGAUUAUUUAACCGCCUCUGGGGAAAAGAAAGAAACCACAGCCGGAGAGAGAUUUUUAUUUUUUUAUUUUACUUUCACUUUUGGAGCUAGCGAUCGUCGAGCUGUGACUGCUUCGUUUGACGGGACUCAGAUAUUCAGGGACAGGCCUGGCAAGUUUGGUCUCGUUUGGCUGAAGGCCCAGAGGGCAAAGGCAGUGGGAGCAGUGGGAACUUCAGAAUGCAAUGUGCUCGGUGCUGGGAAUAUGGAGUCCAGAAAUCCUGGAUCUAUAGGAACCGAAGGGAGGUAAACACAAGGUUGCAGUUAACUACAGGGUAAUGACCUUCGUCUGCCUCGUUACUGGAUGAAAUUGGAACCCUCCUUCUUUCAGCACCAUGCAUCUGAGCUUCUGCAUCUUCCUCGCAACACAGCUGCUUCUCUACCAGGAAGUCUCCUCCUGUACUGAUUCAGAGUAUAAUAUCCGUGGUGAAUGUUGCCCCAAGUGUAAUCCAGGAUACAAAGUCGAGAGAUACUGCACUUCUACUUCCAGUACAAUAUGUGUUCCUUGUACUUUGAGGACGUACAUGGAAUGGUCAAAUGCACUGGCAUGGUGCCUUAAAUGUAAAGAAUGUAAAUCAGGAGCCCAUCUAAGAGUUAAAGAAGAAUGCACGUAUACGAAGAACACAGUCUGCUCUUGCAAGCCUGGCUAUUAUUGCACUCAGUUCAUCAACCAUGACUGCGAACAGUGCUCAAAGCACACCAUUUCUCCACCUGGUUUUAAGGUGACACAGCCAGGCACAGAAACCAAUGACACCCGGUUCGUACCCUGUCCUCCUGGGACCUAUUCAGAGACCGAGAUGUCCACCUCCUGUGAACCUUGGACUAAUUGGCAGUAAGGCAGGCAUGAUAGAAGAACAAGCAGGCACAGCAGUUUCCAAUGCAGUUUGUGCAUAUGUCAGAUGGAAACAUGUGGCUACUGCCAUCAGUUUUCUGCUGGUUUUUGCCUUAAUAUGUGGCUUCAUAAUAUGGCAAUUGAGGAAGCGCAUCAAAAAACAAUUAAAAUUGGAGGUUGUCUUUUACACGGAAAGUGCUCCCAGAGAAAAGGAGGAACAACGAAAUGGAGUUUAUCUCCCUGUUCAAAAGACUGACAACAAUAUGGUGGCACCUAUGCAGGAAACAGGACAACACCCUGGAGAACCAGCAUUCACAAUGGCAUGAGUGACCAGAAUUUUUGGUGCAGAAAACCCUGGUGCACAUUGCAAGCAACAGCCGUGGGCAUAUGCACUGGAUGAACUUUUAGAGAGGGGGAAACACAUUAGUUCAAUAGAAAACAGGAGGUGGCUAUUUUCCUCUCUGAGCUUCUCAUCUUCCAUCUUGAAGAAGCAAGUUUCAGUGACGAAAGUGGAAGAUGUGGAAAUCUUCACUGAAGGACAGAUCAAGGCUGAAGAGUGAACAUAUCUAGUGGAAAAGGAGAAGACCAUCGAACUAUGAAAUUCAUACCAGAAGAUAUAGUGAUGGCCACCAACUUGGAUGACUUUAAAAGACAAAUUCAUGAAGGAAUUGGAUAUGUAUGCACACUAUUCAGGUCCUUCUUAGUAGUGGCGCCCUCCCAUCAGAUGUCAAGGAAAUAAGCAACUAUCCUAUUUUU